AUGCCUCAAAGAACCAAUCUCUCUUCCUUUCAUAACCCAGAUUUCAAAAAUUUGCAGCAAGACCCUUCUGAAAUUUCCUUCCAGUCAUUUGGUAUUAAUCAUGAUUAUCUUCCCUUUCGUACUAUCAAUUUCUCAUCGAGUUCGCAAACACUAUUGUCUGCAAACUCGAUGAAGUCAGCAAAAGCUAAAGAAAUAUUGCAGAAUAAUAAGAUGGAUCAAAAUUCGUAUAUAGGUGUAAGAAAAAGGCCUUGGGGGAAGUUUUCUGCAGAGAUUAGAGACACAACAAGAGGAGGGAAAAGGGUUUGGCUCGGAGCCUUUGAUAGUGCUGAAGAUGCUGCUUUAGCUUAUGAUCAAGCUGCAUUUUUAAUGAGAGGUGAUAAUGCUCUUCUCAAUUUUUCAGUUCAAAGGGUUAAAGAAUCUUUGCAAGAGAUUCAAUAUGAUUGCAGCAAAGGAUGUUCACCUGCACUUGCACUCAAGGAGAGACAUUAUAACCAAAGAAAGUUGUCAUCAAAAGGUGUAAAGAAUAAUAAUAAAGCAGGAAAACAAGAUCAAUCAGAGGAAUCAUCAUCAUCAUCAUCAUCAUCAUCAUCAUCAGCAAGUGUGUUGGUGUUAGAAGAUUUGGGAGUUGAAUAUCUUGAGCAACUUCUAAGUAUAUCUGAUAAUCCAAGUACAAGCAACGACAACAGCUACUUCAAAUCAAAUUGUUAA
This is a messenger RNA of Vicia villosa (hairy vetch), 708 nucleotides long. RefSeq names its product ethylene-response factor C3-like. Bases 1 to 708 code for a protein of 235 amino acids. Gene Ontology annotation, biological process: regulation of DNA-templated transcription; ethylene-activated signaling pathway. The record is from RefSeq and is a predicted model, not a curated record. Gene Ontology annotation, molecular function: DNA binding; DNA-binding transcription factor activity. The transcript has a single exon. NCBI's taxonomy places the organism in Eukaryota, Viridiplantae, Streptophyta, Magnoliopsida, Fabales, Fabaceae.